AUGUUCAUCUCAUGCCUUGGCGAAUUUGUGGGCACAUUUCUCUUCCUAUUCUUCGCCUUCGCUGCUACACAAGUCGCCAAUAACCUCCUCGGUACCGGUGCUAUGAACGUUGGAGCGUUGCUCUACAUUUCACUUGCAUUUGGCUUCUCGCUGGCCGUCAAUGUCUGGGUCUUCUUUCGCAUCAGCGGAGGACUGUUCAAUCCUGCAGUGACCGUAGCCAUGGCGCUUAUUGGGGCCGUUGGCUGGCUCAAGGCCGCCGCUCUCAUCAUAUCACAAGUCCUUGCAGGCAUCGCUGCGGCCGCUAUCGUGUACGGUUUGUUCCCCGGUCCCCUUGCUGUACGUACCAGUUUGGAGAACCAUACUUCGAUCGUUCGGGGUCUGUUCAUCGAGAUGUUCUUGACCUUUGAACUCAUCUUCUGCAUCUUCAUGCUCGCAGCCGAAAAGCACAGAUCGACCUUCCUCGCGCCGAUCGGUAUCGGGCUAGCUCUCUUCAUCGCAGAAUUGGCUGGUGAGUUUCGUCCCAACGAAUCACUGCUACCCACUGCUACCGCGCUGACCAUGAUAGGUGUCUUUUUCACUGGUGGAUCGCUCAACCCGGCUCGAUCCUUUGGUCCUGACGUUGUCCUCGGAAAGUUCGAUGGCUACCAUUGGAUCUACUGGGUUGGUCCUCUACUUGGUGCUAUCUUGGCCGUAGUGUUCUAUCGUUUCAUCAAGACACUCGAGUAUGAGACCGCCAACCCAGGCGCAGAUGGAGAUGGCCAUGAGCUACACGAUUAUCGUGGAUCAAGGGACGAGACUCGUACUUCCACCCGGCAGACAACCGAUGGGACGGAUGAGACCGACUUCGGAACACGCAUCCAGACCGCGAAGAGAAACCCUGCAGCUCCAGCUCGCCAGAAUACAUCUUCUCGAUACGACACCACAUUUUCGGGCUCGACUACGAAUGGUGAGCUCAGCCAGCCCAUGCAGGCAUUCGUCCAUGGCGGUGACGGUCAUCGGUCCGACACAGACACGUCCUCUCUUGAUCAUCCCAACGAGCGACCUCGCGCUCAGCACACCUACAGCUCCAGACGCUCGAAUCAAUCAAAUCACGAUAUGGCAUCUAACAUCGGCUAUCGUAACGGGCCAAGCGUAGAGUCUGGCACGUCGAGCUAUUAG
Messenger RNA from Parastagonospora nodorum SN15, 1158 nucleotides. RefSeq lists its product as hypothetical. Lineage: Eukaryota; Fungi; Ascomycota; Dothideomycetes; Pleosporales; Phaeosphaeriaceae. The record is from RefSeq and is a predicted model, not a curated record. Gene Ontology annotation, biological process: transmembrane transport. Gene Ontology annotation, cellular component: plasma membrane. Gene Ontology annotation, molecular function: water channel activity. The transcript has 3 exons. The coding region runs from base 1 to 1158 and encodes 385 amino acids.